This is a messenger RNA of Cloeon dipterum, 652 nucleotides long. Its product is annotated as HIG1 domain family member 2A, mitochondrial. Bases 174 to 572 code for a protein of 132 amino acids. Gene Ontology annotation, cellular component: mitochondrion. Gene Ontology annotation, biological process: mitochondrial respirasome assembly. The record is from RefSeq and is a predicted model, not a curated record. The transcript has 3 exons. Lineage: Eukaryota; Metazoa; Arthropoda; Insecta; Ephemeroptera; Baetidae.
CGCGGUUCGCUGUCUCGCGGCACGUACUUCUUAAACUUUCACUCUCAGUGUCUCAGUUCCAGCUGAUCGAGUGUUGUGAGACUUGCGAUUUGUUUAGGAGUUUGCUUGCUGUAUCUGGUUAUAUGGCCGUAUAAAUGAACUGUGUUAUAUAACGCGCUGUAGGAGCUGUGAAAAUGGGAAAAUCUGACGCAAAAGAGACGAAAGAAGCUACAAGUAAAAAUACAGCAGGUUCCAAAGAUGAUGAUUACACAAGUGAAUUCGACUGGAUCCAAAUACGGCAGAAAAUAGAAAAUUACGAAAAUAUCCAAGAAGAAACUUUCACAUCUAAGCUGAAGCGGAAAUUUGGAGAAAACCCGCUUGUACCUAUAGGAGCAUUUGCAACAAUGGGAGCACUUACGAUGGGAUUGUGGAAUUUCCGUCUGGGCAAAAAACGAAUGUCGCAAAACAUGAUGAGACUGCGAAUCGCGGCUCAAGGGUUCACCGUGGUCGCCCUUGUCAGCGGUAUGUUUCUUGCUGCCACUGCAACGGCUAAUAAGGGGGCUUUCAUCCCGGCAGCGACAAAUCCAAAAUAGUUGCAGCAUAAAAUCUGUAUAUUAUCAUCAUAUACUCGAUUUAGUUAAAUACAGAAAAUAAAUAUGAUACUUUAGGAGAA